Molecule: messenger RNA, 1374 nt
Organism: Lucilia sericata (common green bottle fly)
Lineage: Eukaryota; Metazoa; Arthropoda; Insecta; Diptera; Calliphoridae
Exons: 3
Coding region: 1-1374 (457 amino acids)
Biological process (GO): DNA integration
Molecular function (GO): nucleic acid binding
Source: RefSeq, a predicted model, not a curated record
AUGUCACGUAUUGUUCCAGAUAAUUCAGUAAAGUCACAAUGCAACGAAAAUUAUGUAAUUACUGAAUACGACGAGUUUGAUACUUUUAUUUUUCGACAAAUUAACCAGUUACCCGUUACAGCUGAAAAAAUUGCCAAUGAAACCCGUAAAGAUUCAGUACUUGGAAAAAUAGUUGCAAUAUUAGAGAAAGGACAUUCGUUGGCAAAAUAUGGUUAUACUGCACCAGAAUCGAAUAUAGACUCUCAGUUUCGAAAAGACAUUCUUCAAAAUCUACACGCAGCUCAUUUAGGGAUGGUAAAAAUGAAAGGUAUUGCUCGUUCCUUUAUGUAUUGGCCAAAAAUCGAUGCAGAUAUUGAAGCAGUGGCAAAAGACUGCAACGAUUGUGCAAGAGUAGCAAAUAAACCUAAGAAGUAUACAGAUCAUCACUGGGAAUAUCCCAAAGGGCCUUGGGAACGAGUGCAUAUAGAUUAUGCUGGCCCUUUCGAGGGUAUGAUGUUACUAAUUAUUACAGAUGCCUAUAGCAAAUGGCUGGAUGUGAAAAUAACCAAAUCUAUAACAGCUGAGGCAACAAUUGCAUUAGUCGAUGAAGUUUUUGCAAAUUACGGUGUUCCAGCGAUGGUAGUAUCCGAUAAUGGUACAAAUUUCUCAUCAGAAGAGUUUAACAAAUACUUGACGGCUGUGGGAGUCAGAUAUCAUAAAUACACUGCACCUUAUCAUCCCUCUACUAACGGCCAAGCUGAACGUAGCGUUCAAACAGUAAAAAACGCAUUAAAAGCUAUGUGUACAUCAAAACAAACAUUACAACAAAAUCUCAACGAGUUUUUAAGGCAGUAUAAGAAUGCACCUCAUUCAACAACUGGAGUAUCUCCAGCACAACUUUUUCUAGGCCGUCAAAUUCGCACCCGUCUUGAUUUAGUACAUCCAGAAAAUGUUUCUUCUAAAAUAACAAAUAAACAAUUUUUGAAACAACAUGAGCAAUUUAGAGAGUUUCAAGUGGGUGACAAUAUAUAUUUUUUAUCCGGUAAUCAAAAGGAAAGCAAAUGGAUACCAGUCCCCAGACAUCCCGAUCCUAAUCUUCAGCAUCCUGAAAUAAAUUCAAGUUCUCCUAAUAAUGCAAGAGAUCCAGUAAAUGAAGAUAAUGUUGUCCGCUCUCCUGUUCAGGAAAAGGACACAGAUGAUGAAUUUGAAACACCACAAGCUGGUCAAAAUCAAAACCACCCGCAAACACCACAUUACAAAACAGCGCAAGCGCGACGAGAAGAAACCAGUGAACAGUUAAAUAUAGAGAAUUCACAUUUACCAAGUGAUCAGCAUCUACGACGAUCAAAAAGGAUUCCAAAACCAAGAGUUUUAUUUUCACCUGACAAUUCCUAA